Messenger RNA from Oreochromis aureus, 793 nucleotides. RefSeq lists its product as uncharacterized. The record is from RefSeq and is a predicted model, not a curated record. The transcript is spliced from 7 exons. NCBI's taxonomy places the organism in Eukaryota, Metazoa, Chordata, Actinopteri, Cichliformes, Cichlidae. Bases 2 to 793 code for a protein of 263 amino acids.
AAUGGAUACGGUACUCCGGACCGCUGUCUUUGUGUGGAUUUCAGCUGGAUUUCUGUGUGUAGCUGGAAGAACCGAGAACUGUCCAAGAAACAACUUCACGGCAAAGUGUGAAUUUGUUUUCAGAAAUGUAUGUUUCGAGUUUGUUGGAGAACCGAAAACCUAUUCCCAGGCUGGGAGCAGCUGUGAAAAGCAAGGAGGAGAGCUCCUGAAGGGGAUGAACAACCCAACCAAAAUCUUCUUGGACAACAUAACCCGAGACUGGAACACCAACUUCAAUCACACAUGGUGGCUUGAAAAGACGGUUGGAAGGGAUAACUGGAAAUCCACCAAUAAAAACACCUCAUGCAUAUACAUGAAGCUGAAUCCUCUCCAGCUCCUAACGUCUGACUGUAAAAAGAAAAGAGGCUUCCUCUGCACCCACAGUUUACAGUCUCCAUCAAACACAAAGUGUACUGAAAUUUCCAGCCAUGCAACCAGACAUCGGCACAAAAGGGGUCUACCUUCAAACCUUCCUGGUUUAAUGUCAAAUUUGAAUAUCUUAAACAUUAACAUAUUUCUCCAGAAUGCAGACAGUGUACUACAAACGAUGGAAGUGACACCAGGGGAACCGACAGAUAGCAACAGGCAAGCAUUUGUGACAAAUUUGUUGGCAAAUGUUAAGUUACUGAAUGUCUCAUUUGCCUUGAACAACACCAAGACUCUCAAUCACAUCAUUAACUGCAGCAGUGCCAUCCUGAGUCUGUCACUGAAAAACUGCGAUCUUAAAAACAACCAAAACAAUCAAGUAAGUUAG